GCUCCCUCUGAGACCAUGUCUGACAAACCCGAUAUGGCUGAGAUCGAGAAAUUCGAUAAGUCGAAACUGAAGAAGACAGAAACGCAAGAGAAAAACCCACUGCCUUCCAAAGAAACGAUCGAACAGGAGAAGCAAGCGGGCGAAUCGUAAUGAGGCCAGCGCCGCCAGUAUGCACUGUACAUCCCACAAGCAUUGCCUUCUUAUUUUACUUCUUUUAGCUGUUUAACUUUGUAAGAUGCAAAGAGGUUGGAUCAAGUUUAAAUGACUGUGCUACCCCUUUUCACAUCAAA
Messenger RNA from Carlito syrichta (Philippine tarsier), 290 nucleotides. Its product is annotated as thymosin beta-4. Gene Ontology annotation, biological process: actin filament organization; regulation of cell migration. NCBI's taxonomy places the organism in Eukaryota, Metazoa, Chordata, Mammalia, Primates, Tarsiidae. The transcript has a single exon. The coding region runs from base 16 to 150 and encodes 44 amino acids. The record is from RefSeq and is a predicted model, not a curated record. Gene Ontology annotation, molecular function: actin monomer binding. Gene Ontology annotation, cellular component: cytoplasm.